This is a messenger RNA of Dicentrarchus labrax (European seabass), 943 nucleotides long. Its product is annotated as rho GTPase-activating protein gacK-like. Lineage: Eukaryota; Metazoa; Chordata; Actinopteri; Moronidae. The transcript is spliced from 7 exons. The record is from RefSeq and is a predicted model, not a curated record. Bases 83 to 943 code for a protein of 286 amino acids.
CAGAUCCAGACUACAGACCGGAUCCAGACCACAGACCGGAUCCAGACCACAGACCGGAUCCAGACCAGAGCUGCUACUGAUCAUGAGUUUCCUGAGUGGGCAUCUCCUCCAGAUGAGGAGCAGUGAUGAAGGUGAGAUCAGCUCCUCCUCCUGUCAAUCAAACAGUGAGAGGGCGGGGUCUGCAGACAGCGGUCCUGUGGCUCUGCCUCCUCGCUCCUGUCUUCGGUCAAGACCAAUCAGGAGCAAGAGAGUCACCUUCAGUCGGGACUCCAGGCAGCGUGAGGAGGAGGAGCAGGACCGACCUUUGCUGUCAGACAGCUGCAGACUGCUGACUUUAACCUCAGACUCACCAGCAGGAGGCAGCGUCGCUACGGCAACCAACCGCUCUGUAGAGCUCAGUGCCACUCACCGCUCACAGGAAGUGGCGCUCCAGCUCACUGGAGGUGGGCGGGGCCACAACUGGUCUGACAGGUGGUCUGGGUCCCUGCAGGGUACUCGCUGUGUCGGGGUCUCGGAGCUGUCGGUGGUCCUUAGAGGUCUUCUGCAGCUGGUGGAUCAGUACUGGAAGGGACCCGGGUCUCUGUACAGACACCAACAGUUCCUCAGUGGAGCGUAUGGUCUUCUGUCUGAGCUGCUGCAGCCUGCAGGAGGUCCACAGAGCGGAGAACUGGUUCUGUUGAGGAGGAAACUGGAAAGAACUGAACUACAACUGGUCAGUGACACAAACACUGCGUCCUCCAAUCAGCUGGUUGCUCACCUGAAGGAGAGGAUGAAGAGGAGGCUGCUGUUGGCGCUGAAGGAGAACUACCGACUGAACCUCAGAACAGCAAACACACACAGUAAUCUAGCGGACGACGGAUCAGCCACCAACAACAACAACAACAACAACAACAACAACAACAACAGAGAGCAGCUGUCAGGAGUCCAACUACAGACUGUAUAA